CUCCCGCAGUCGGAUCAGCUGGGCGGUCCGUGCGGACAAACAUCGGCUGAGUUCUGUGCGCUCUGGCAUGAUAUAAACGCACACCUUUCAUGUCUAAAUAAAGUUUUAGUGACGAGUUUCGCCAUGUGGAUUACUCCAGAGGAAGUGUUACUGGCGAACGCGCUGUGGGUGAGCGAGCGCGCGAACCCUUAUUUCAUUCUGCAGAGACGCAAGGGACACGGCCGGGGAGGAGGAAUCACGGGUUUGUUGGUGGGUACGAUGGAUGUUGUGUUGGACUCCAGCGCUCGUGUCGCCCCGUACAGAAUUCUGCAUCAGACAGGAGAGUCUCAGAUCUUCUGGAACAUCGCCUGUGGUUCGUCUCGUAAGGAGAUCACUAAACACUGGGAGUGGCUAGAGGCAAAUCUGCUUCAAACUCUCUCCAUCUUUGACAAUGAUGAUGACAUCACCACAUUUGUCAAGGGUAAAAUACAGGGCAUCAUCGCUGAGGAGAACAGAGGCAUCAGACCUCAGGAUGACGAGGAUCCUGGGAAAUUUCGUGAAGCCGAGCUGAAGAUGCGGAAGCUGUUCGGAAUGCCGGAGGAAGAGAAGCUGGUGAAUUAUUACCCCUGCAGUUACUGGAAGGGGAGAGUCCCGCGACAGGGCUGGAUCUACCUGUCCGUCAAUCACCUGUGCUUCUACUCAUUCCUGCUGGGAAAGGAGGUUUCGCUGGUGGUCCAGUGGACAGACAUCACGCAGUUAGACAAGAACGCCACGCUGGUUUUCCCAGAGAGCAUCCGCGUCAGCACGCGGGACACAGAGCAUUUUUUCUCCAUGUUCCUCAACAUCAACGAGACCUUCAAACUGAUGGAGCAGCUGGCCAACAUCGCCAUGAGACAACUGUUAGACAACGAGAGCUUCUCCGCCGACCGCUCGCUCCCCAAACCCUGCAAGACUCUGAAGAACGUCUCCGCUCUCAAGAGAGAUCUGGAUGCCCGGGCGAAGAACGAGCGCUACAGAGGAUUGUUCAGACUCACGCCGGACGAGCGUUUGGACGGACACACCGACUGCACGCUCUGGACUCCAUUUGCCAAGAUGCACGUCGUGGGACAAAUGUUUGUUUCCAACAAUUACAUCUGCUUCGCCAGCCGUGAGGAGGACUUGUGUCAACUCAUCAUCCCGCUGAGAGAGGUGACUAUAGUGGAGAAAGCCGACAGCAGCAGCGUGUUGCCGAGUCCUCUCUCCAUCAGCACUAAAAACAAGAUGACCUUCCUGUUCGCCAAUCUGAAGGAUCGAGAUUUUCUGGUGCAGCGAAUCUCAGACUUCCUUCAGCGGACGCCGGACAGACCCUGUGGUUUAAGCGCUCAAUCCGAGAACCCCAGCCCGAGUACGCCUCCCUCUUGGCCGUCGUCUCCAUCACUGGGAGCAGGAGAGAUGCCUCAAAGCAAACACUUCAGCCCCGAUCUGCUCACCGCCAAACAUGGUCUCCUGAAGAUCUACCAACAGGACGUCCCAGAGGAGCUGGGACCAAAAGCUACGAGAGAGAAAAUGAAAGAAGAAUCAUGGAACAUCCACUUCUUUGAGUUUGGACGUGGAGUUUGCAUGUACCGGACGUCUAAAACCCGAGAGCUGGUUCUGAACGGGAUACCAGAGGCUUUGAGAGGAGAACUCUGGCUGCUCUUCUCAGGUGCACAAAACGAGAUGGCCGCACACCCAGGUUACUAUGGCGGUUUGGUUGAGCAGGCCAUGGGCAAAUGUACACUAGCAACAGAGGAGAUCGAGAGAGAUCUUCAUCGAUCAAUGCCCGAGCAUCACGCGUUCCAGAACGAGAUGGGCAUCGCUGCCCUCAGACGAGUUUUGACCGCUUAUGCGUACAGGAACCCGGGCAUCGGGUACUGCCAGGCGAUGAAUAUUGUCACGUCUGUGUUGUUGUUGUAUUGUAAUGAAGAGGAGGCGUUUUGGCUGCUUGUUGCUCUGUGUGAACGAAUGCUGCCCGAUUAUUACAACACUAGAGUCGUAGGGGCGUUGGUUGAUCAGGGCGUGUUCGAGGAGCUCACCCGUGAGGUGUUGCCGUUGUUGUACGAGCACAUGCAGGAUUUGGGCGUCAUCUCCACCAUCUCCCUGUCCUGGUUUCUCACUCUCUUCCUCUCCGUCAUGCCGUUCGACAGCGCCGUGUUGCUGGUCGACUGUUUCUUUUACGAGGGCAUUAAAGUCAUUUUCCAGGUGUCUCUAGCUGUGCUACACGCUAACAUGGAUCAGCUAAUGGCUUGCUCGGAUGAGGGAGAAGCCAUGACUAUUCUGGGCAGAUAUCUGGAUAAUGUUGUGAAUAAGCAGACCGUUUCCCCGCCCAUUCCCCACCUUCACGCCCUGUUGACCAGUGGCAACACCCCUCCACCUGAGAUUGACGUGUUUGAGCUCAUUAAAGCGUCCUAUGAGAAGUUUGGCAGUCUGCGUGCUGAUGUCAUCGAGCAGAUGAGAUUCAAACAAAGGUUAAAGGUCAUCCAUUCAUUAGAAGAUACAGCCAAGAGAAGCGUGGUGCGAGCCAUCAUGACAGAAUCUGCCUUCACCAUUGAGGAGCUGGAGGAGCUUUAUGUUCUGUUUAAGGCCAAACACAUCAUGAGCUGUUAUUGGGGAGCGAGCAGCACGGCGGCAGAGCGUCACGACCCCAGCCUGCCGUAUCUUGAGCAGUAUCGCAUUGACUGCGGUCAGUUCGCUCAGCUCUUCUCCGCUCUCGCGACCUGGAGCUGCGGUCCUCACUCCAUCACGCUUGCCGGCAGACUCUUCCGCCUGCUGGACCAAAACAAAGACUCCCUCAUCAACUUCACAGAGUUCGUCACCGGUCUCAGUGGGAUGUAUCAUGGAGAUAUGACUGAGAAACUCAAACUACUCUACAAACUGCACUUGCCGCCUGCGUUGUGUCCAGAGGAGGCAGAGUCAGCACUGGAGGCAACUCAGUUCUUUACAGAUGAUGACACACCGCUAGAUCCUCCCUUCCUGUCUCAUCUGGACUUCCUGGCACAGGAAGUGAUGUCAGGCGAUGAGUUUAAAGAGGGAGGAGAUGGAGCGGCCGGCGACAGCGAUGAAAAGAAAGAAGAGAAGCCAAAGGAUUAUAAAUACUAUCUGAGAAUGUGGGCCAAGGAAAAUGAGCCAAAGAAAGAGAAUAUCAAAGAUCUGCCACGCAUGAAUCAGGAGCAGUUUAUUGAGAUGUGUAAAACUCUGUACAACAUGUUCAGUGAGGAUCCGUCGGAGCAGGAGCUUUAUCACGGCAUCGCCACCGUGGCCAGUCUCCUGCUGCAGAUCGGAGAAGUGGGAAAGAAAUUCACCAACAACGGCGGCAAGAAAGCCGAAUCCCAGCCGCCCUGCGUGACGGACGCCUCGCAGCCGGAGAAAGAAGACUCGUCCAGUGAGGUUUGCAAAGCCCUGGCGGAGGCUCAGCUGGAGACGCCCCCUCCCACGGCGAACGGCUCAGACGAAGACACCAAAGACGACACGUCCGUGUCGUCUUAUUCCGUGGUGAGCGCCGGUUCGCUGCAGUGCGAGGAUAUCGCAGAAGACACCGUCCUGAUUGGCUGCGUGGGAGGGGAGGGGGCGGAUCGGAGGAAGACCAGCGCGCCGGAUGGCGAUUGGUCGAUCACGUUCGAGCAGGUUUUAGCAUCAUUCCUGACCGAGACGUCGCUGGUUGACUACUUCGAGGAAAAGCACGACAUUCAGAGCAAAAUGAUGGCGUGCAAGUCGCUGAGAGCGGUGGAGAGACAGACUAGCUCGUCGAGCGAUCUCGAUUUCUCUCUGUCUGCGCAUUGACACGCACACGCGCAUCAAACACGUAUGAACAAAACAAACAUCGGUGUAUGUGUAUGUAUGUCGUGACCGACGCAUCGGGAGUUUGAUACUUCUAGUGUCUCAUAGUCUCAAUUAAUGUGCUUUCUGUACCUCUGAGGUGUCUUUCAGAUUUGAAGGCCUGGAAGCAAGGAUUAUGGGAUGUGGCUUUAGGCUAUGAAGCGUCUCGUUUGGUACAUUCAUGGUGCACGGUAUACGGAAUCUAGAUGAUCUACAGAAAGAACCGCUUUUAGUCGUACCGUAAAGAUGGAUGAAGAAUGGUCACACUAAUGCUUGGAUUUGCACACUCGUCUGGAGAGAUUAUCUCACUCUGAAGUCACUAAUGCUUUCUUGCACGUGCGACGUAUAGUUAGUGAACUUGGCAGAAAGAAAGUGUCCUUGAUGUGAAUAUGAACGUUCACUUUUAAAACUCGUUCCUCUGAUGGUCAUUCUGCACACCUCAAAGCCCAUAUAACGUAAUAACCUAUUUGUGUGUCGCUUAAAAACUAAAAACGCUUUAUUGUUUUGAAAUAGUUCAUUGCCUUAAACUAUAAGACGCUCAUUCUGAAAGCGUUGCACAUAAUUUGUGUCGUGAACAGACAGCACUGAUGUGCCGUCCAACAUGAAGCUAUUUUAUCUCAUCAAACCUCAUGAAACUAUUCCUGCGUGAAUUGUUGCUUUAAAUAAAAAAAGUAUUUAAUUUCGGUGUCAAUUGUUGAUUUGAAGAAAUCAGUCACCGAAUCGUUGAUAUACGUGUCAUUGAACAGCAUCGUUUUUUUAUUUAACGCAACAAUUUAUGCAAUGAUGAUUUUACCAAAUGUUCACACUGAAAUUGGUUUCGCUUGUUUUAGGAAGGAUUGUCAGUGUAUUUUGCAAAGUUGCAAAAUAAAACCUUAAAGACUCGUCCAAACAACGUUGGGAUGAAUCUAGAAGCAUAUCUUCAUCACAUGACUGAAACACACCUCCACAUCUUCUCAGUGUGUAAAUAGUUACGCAACGCAUUAUAAAUGAUAUUAGAUGAGGCUUUCAGGUCAAAUCUUAUGCAAUGAUCUUUUCGGUUCACUUUGAGUCCUGUUUUGCUUCGCUUCCUUUAUCCCAUCACAUAAUCUUUUCUAUUCUGAAUUUGUCGUUUUUAAUUGUUCUUGUUUUUUUUGUACUUGUAUAAGCUUUGAUUUACGUGUCUUCUGAAGAGAUUCUGUAAAGCCGCAGUAUUAAUUUUCAGAUGUUUAAAGAUUAAGACAUUGCCAAAAUGCAGUCAAUGAAAGCGUGUAAAUGAGGGAAAAUUUUAAAUAAUUGAUGCAGAAUUAUAAUAACGAAUCCCUUAAUUUUAAAAAGCCGCUCACGUAAACACUGGCUAAAUUAUGAAAACGUUUUUGAUUUUGUUUGGUAUUGAGCGAAUAUAAUCCACCGUGCUUUUAUUUUGUCGUACCAUGCAUCUGAUUGUGAAGGAGCGCUGCACCUCUGCCUCGUGACCUCUGUCUGACUGUGAAACGACUGCUUGAAUUCACUGUGUCUGCUCGUUUACAGACUAACACUGUUUCUCCUUUCCUGCAUCUCACAAAAGAAAUGAAUCUGUAUUUUCUCACUGUGGAGAGCUUGUGUCUGAUGUUAUAAUCUGAUGUCCACCCGUUUUAAAACGUAUCGUUAUGAACCAGUAUUGUGUAAUAAAAGACAAGUUAUGGAAAAACAAGUGUAU
Molecule: messenger RNA, 5488 nt
Organism: Triplophysa dalaica
Lineage: Eukaryota; Metazoa; Chordata; Actinopteri; Cypriniformes; Nemacheilidae
Product: TBC1 domain family member 9B
Exons: 23
Coding region: 124-3777 (1217 amino acids)
Molecular function (GO): calcium ion binding
Source: RefSeq, a predicted model, not a curated record